GGUAUCGCACAAGGCAAGCGCGUACUGCAACACACGACGCUAAAUUUGUCGAGAACGCAAGACAUGUUACAACGUGAGCAAGACACCCGGCCAGGGAUAGCCAAUUCGAUCCAGCAAAUAAACAAGCAUGGCCGACGUUCCCGCAAACGCACCGGCAAGCUGCCCAGGCACGGGAAGUAACUUGGCCGGCAAGGCAGCGUCGUGCGCAGGAUGCCCCAAUCAACGCCUCUGCGCGUCAGGCGAAACUAGGGGACCUGACCCAGACGUUGCCGUGAUUGCUCAACGCCUGUCAACGGUAAAGCACAUAGUUCUAGUUCUCUCGGGCAAAGGGGGCGUCGGAAAGAGCAGCGUCACUUCCCUCCUGGCCAGUGGACUGGCUCUCUCGGAAAAGGAACCUAAUGUCGCAGUCUUGGAUGUCGACAUCUGCGGCCCAUCGCAGCCGAGAAUAUUGGGCCUUGAUGGCGAACAGGUCCACCAGAGUGCUUCUGGCUGGUCUCCAGUGUACAUGGAGGACAACCUGUCACUCAUAUCUGUCGGCUUCCUCACUGCUCCUGAGGAUGCAGUCAUCUGGAGAGGACCUCGCAAGAAUGGGAUGAUAAAGCAGUUCCUUCGAGAUGUGGACUGGGGUGACCUCGACUAUCUGCUGGUGGACACACCGCCGGGAACCUCCGACGAGCACCUCAGCUUGGCGCAGUAUCUCAAGGACUGCAACCUUGACGGCGUCGUACUGGUCACAACACCACAGGAGGUGUCACUACAAGAUGUCCGCAAGCAGGCAGGCUUCUGCCGCAAGAUGGGCCUGAGAAUCUUGGGCGUUCUCGAAAACAUGCGUGGCUUUGUCUGCCCCAAAUGCCAGGUGCGCAGCGAAAUCUUCCCUCCCAGCACCGGAGGUGCAGCUGCCCUAUGUGAAGAAUUAGACUUGCCUUUUCUCGGGUCACUGCCCCUUGACCCACAAAUUGCCAAGGCCUGCGAUGAGGGAAAAUUGUUCCUGCGAGAGCAUCCCGAUUCUCCAGCAGCAGUUGCGUGCACGGAGAUAGUUCAGAAGCUUUCCACUGUCCUGACAAGCUGACUCGGCCAAGCUUCAGCAGCAACUACCUGACCGUGAUAUCAGAAGCUGUACUGUACGGCAGUUGUGUGCCUACAGCGCAGAUAUUUUGCUGAUGUUCACAAAGACCUGUAGCAACGAUAAGAUAAACACUCGGAAUUUCAUAGGCAAUAGUGACAAACAUUUAGGAUGAACUUAGUAGACAAUUGUAAGUUUUCGACAAAUCAAGUUUACCAUUUGAUGUGUUUUACCAUUUUUAUGGUAUGAAUUGAUUGUCAAUACAGUGCACUUCAGCUUUGAUAGAACGUAACGGAAUUUGAUUGUUAUAACCUUAUGUUAUUAUUUUAUCUAAGCCAAUUUUAUUCGCAUUCGGUAUACUACUUAUAAAACUACGCCCAUUGUUAUAGCCGGUAAAUGUCAUAGGUCGCAUUAUUGUAAGUGGACUGCUCUGUAUAGUUGCAAAGCGUCAAAGACCGUUUGAUAUCUUGAAUGCAGCAUGACUAAGCACAUGCCUGGAAAGUUGAGCUGCAGCACUUCGUAGUGCACGGCAGGCCAGCCCCCCAAAGGAAAUGUGUUGGCGCAUUUUGUGAAUACAUGUAAAUUUGUAGAAUACAUUUCACGGCAUAUUUUCUUUCUGUACAUCGCUGGAUAUACAAUUAAAGUACUCAGUUCACACCCA
This is a messenger RNA of Dermacentor albipictus, 1724 nucleotides long. It is a transcript of the gene Nubp1, whose product is annotated as NUBP iron-sulfur cluster assembly factor 1. Gene Ontology annotation, molecular function: ATP-dependent FeS chaperone activity; ATP binding; 4 iron, 4 sulfur cluster binding. Gene Ontology annotation, biological process: iron-sulfur cluster assembly. NCBI's taxonomy places the organism in Eukaryota, Metazoa, Arthropoda, Arachnida, Ixodida, Ixodidae. The record is from RefSeq and is a predicted model, not a curated record. Gene Ontology annotation, cellular component: cytosol.